AUGAAAAUCCCACAGAAACUCAUCCCGCAAGACCCGCGCCCGUCCAAAGCGCACCCGCAGCACCACGCGCAGCGCAAGGCGGUCGAGAAGCGCGAGGGCGGCGGCGCGUUCGAGUGGGUGACGGCGGCCGGGCUGCUGCUGACGGGGCUGCUGCUGGCCGUGGACGUGGAGCGUGACAGGCGGAUAGAGUACGGCGGCGAUGGCGGACACCGGCGCGACAGGGCCCGGUCAGAGGACGGCGGCCGUCGGGGGUCGUCGUAUGGCGGGCCGAGGGAGAGGAGCUCGGGGAGGUAA
Molecule: messenger RNA, 294 nt
Organism: Lasiosphaeria miniovina
Lineage: Eukaryota; Fungi; Ascomycota; Sordariomycetes; Sordariales; Lasiosphaeriaceae
Exons: 3
Coding region: 1-294 (97 amino acids)
Source: RefSeq, a predicted model, not a curated record